ACGUAGACCUUUCAUGGCAAUACAAUAAUCACAUUAUCUAUUUAUACAGCUCUCCAUUCAUCAAAAUCUCACUCCAAACAUAAACUUGUUAGAGAGAAACAUCAGAAAUUCAACAGAGCCUUUCGUGUUCUUGUUAGGGAGAGAGACUUUGAAACCUAAGUUUUCUGCUAAAACCAUGUCUGCCACAGGAUCAAUCGUGUCAUACAGAUACAGCUUGAGUAGUGUUUUUCCUGAAACUUCUCGAAGACCUUCAUUCCUUAACCUAAACAACAGGUUAAAUACAUCAGCACCCAUUUAUCAGCAAGAUUUCACUGCGAUUCGCGCAUUAUUUUCCGGUAGAAUAGACAGGAUGGUUCACAGUAAAAAUGGCAAGAGGAACUUUGUUGUCCACAACAGUGUUCAACCAGGAGCUCCAAUCCCUUCUGGAAAGCCUUCAAAUCCUUGGACUUCCUGGUUAUUGGGAAUGUUGUUAUCGAUAGCCUUGCCAUUCUGGAGACAGGGAUUGACUCCAUUACAAGCAUUAAGAAAUAAAGUGGAUACGAUCGUAGAAACUGUUGAAUUAGUCGUCGAUGUGGUGGAGAAGGCAGCCGAGGAAGUGGAAAAGGUUGCAGACGAAGUUGCAGAAAAACUUCCUGAGGGUGGACUCAAAGCUGCCGCGGGUUUGAUCGGAGAUAUUGCGGAAGAAACUGCUAAGGAUGCUCGUAUUGCUGGCGACCUAAUUGACAAGGUGGAGGAGGUGCAGAAAGAGGUUGAAUCCUUCUUUGAAACAGUCAAAAAUCAAGAAAAUGAGGCCCCAAAGGAAGCCAGUGAAAGUAAUUGAAACAGUUUCUGAUCAAUGUGAAUAUUUGAUGUAAAGUCAAAAUUAAGAAACGCGUGAAAACUCUAAUAGUUUAUUAUGAUUGAAUUAUAUUCUUUGUAUUCUUUUGAUUCCCAUAGUCAUAGAUCAAAACAACCUUUAUAAUAUUUUAUGAAUGUAUGACGUGUCCCACCGACAAAAUGAGUAUAUGAACAAUUAUUUUUUUCUCACUUUUUUGAACU
Molecule: messenger RNA, 1038 nt
Organism: Ilex paraguariensis (yerba mate)
Lineage: Eukaryota; Viridiplantae; Streptophyta; Magnoliopsida; Aquifoliales; Aquifoliaceae
Source: the annotation of a GenBank genome assembly